UCUGGAGCUCACAAACCCAUUUACACACACAUAUGCGCGAACAUACAGAGUCUGGGAGGCGGCUUGGCAUGCUGUUAGCCUAAAUAACUGAUGACAGUGGAGAGAAGAGCAUUUCUUAUGAAUGAGUGAGUCAGAAGUGGCAUCGCUGGAUUGGUUGGAUCCUUCAAGCAAAACUGGUUUCAGGAGCUUGGACUCAAACGACACCAUAGUGUGUCCUGGUGCCUUUGUGUACGAUUAGAAAUAGGGACUGAGUUCAUUCUUGUGUUUGUGUAGACUAGGAAUACUCUGCGCUCUGGUGCGAGGUUGAAAACCAAGGUCCGGGUGUCCUGUAAGGUGCUGAGCAUGUCUUUUGCAAUGGUGCGACCAACCCCAGGUCAUUUCUUGUGCUCUGAGAUCAGCAUGCAUUCCGAGGAUGACGACAACGGCAGCGAGGGUUCUGGAUCCGAAGACAAGUCCUUCCGUAUGGCCAGCCACAACUACGGUGCCUUUAAGUUGGGUGCUCGCAAAAAGAGGUAUAGUUGCCGACCGGUGGCAGUUCCUACUGAGAUCCGUCCACAGAUCGUUGAGGUACGGCAGCGGAACGCCGCAAAUGCCCGAGAGCGGGAUCGCACGAACAGUGUGAACACAGCGUUCACCGCUCUGAGGACACUGAUACCCACCGAACCAGCCGACAGGAAGCUGUCCAAGAUUGAGACGUUGCGGUUGGCCUCCAGCUACAUCUCGCACCUGGGGAACGUCUUGCUAGUUGGAGAGGAGUGUGGAGAUGGCCAGCCCUGUCUCAGGAGCUCUGGAGCCUUGUAUCAUCACCACCACAAUCUCCCGAAGAGCUCCACACCCAGCCCGGACUCAGAAAACUCACAGCCCAGACAGAUCUGCACCUUCUGCCUCAGUAACCAGAGACGGCUGAACAAAGACAGAGAAAGAAAAACUGCGUUAAGGAGUUAAUGAUGAGGAGAAGAGAGAGUAAAAGAGCGUUCCCAUCACAUCUAUCUGAAGAAGCGUGCCUGAGCGAACUGCACAUUUAGUGUAAAUUUCCUGUAAAUGAUGUUUAAUUAAUGCUUAACUUACUGGUGGACGGCAUUAUAACGGACAGCUACACUGCCUUUCUGCAUUUCCAUAUUUAGAAGCCAAGAACUGUGUGAAUUUAAUCAUAACCUCUUUAUUUUUGUGUUUUAUACAGAGGUGAUAUACUUUUAUACAAACGUGAAAUGAACAAAAGACUUUUGACUAACACUAUGAGGAUUGUAAUUUAAAAACAGGAAAAGAAAAAGAUACAAAAGAAAAGAGGAACUUGUAACAACAGCUAAAUUUCAGCUAACCAGUACAAACCCUGUUUGUGUCCUUCUGGUUUUGUCUAUAGACUAUAGUGUAUAUAUUUUAUAUGCACUACACUGAACUUUACCUAUGCUGACGUCUAAAAAACAAGGCUUUUCUGCUAUCAGAGCACAUUCCUACAGUACGAGCAAACAUCAAUGUUAAGAAGUUUUGAAAACCUGUAACAUAAUUGUUGUUAUUAUUAUUAUUUAUUUAUGCCAAUUAAACAUUAAAAACAUUGUAUACGUCAGGGUUGCAAAAUAUUGAGUGUGAAAUCAGACUGUGAGAGGCCUGGAGGAGUAACAGAGAAAAAGAGAUUGAAAGAUGAACAGGGAAGGGAAGCAAUACUAAGUCUGGUUCUGUAAGUAUAGUCUAGAUGAGAUCUGCAGGUAGAUUGCUGCUGGCAGACAGUGUCCUCUACUUUACCUCUGACCACAAGCUCUCACAUAUACACACAUACACACACAGGCAAGUCUGGGACUUGCAUAUUAGGAACCUCCCUUACCAAAUGUUUAAUGUAAAUGCCUGUCCUGGGUCAUCAGCAUUACCUUGCCCUUGCCCUACAAUUGUCAUUCAAAGUCAAAUAGAUCAAGAAUUAAUUGCACUGAAUUUCUCAUCAACAACCCUAAGCAUUUAACCUUCCGGCUACUUGAGCUGCUGUAUUUAUUAGUAUUUAUUAAACAGGAA
Ctenopharyngodon idella (grass carp) is the source of this 2001-nucleotide messenger RNA. RefSeq names its product scleraxis bHLH transcription factor b (gene scxb). Gene Ontology annotation, molecular function: DNA-binding transcription factor activity, RNA polymerase II-specific; protein dimerization activity; RNA polymerase II transcription regulatory region sequence-specific DNA binding. Gene Ontology annotation, biological process: developmental process; regulation of transcription by RNA polymerase II. NCBI's taxonomy places the organism in Eukaryota, Metazoa, Chordata, Actinopteri, Cypriniformes, Xenocyprididae. Bases 343 to 945 code for a protein of 200 amino acids. The record is from RefSeq and is a predicted model, not a curated record. The transcript is spliced from 2 exons.